Hyaloscypha bicolor E is the source of this 588-nucleotide messenger RNA. RefSeq names its product LexA/Signal peptidase. Gene Ontology annotation, biological process: mitochondrial respiratory chain complex assembly. NCBI's taxonomy places the organism in Eukaryota, Fungi, Ascomycota, Leotiomycetes, Helotiales, Hyaloscyphaceae. Bases 1 to 588 code for a protein of 195 amino acids. The record is from RefSeq and is a predicted model, not a curated record. Gene Ontology annotation, cellular component: membrane; mitochondrial inner membrane peptidase complex. The transcript is spliced from 2 exons. Gene Ontology annotation, molecular function: serine-type endopeptidase activity.
AUGGCAUCAAGUCGCCUCUUUUCCAUAUUCAACCGAAAAGCAACUAAGGGCAAAUUCGUCCCCGAAUUCAAUUAUUACUUGUUUAGCUUCGUCACAUGGAUUCCCGCCGUAAUCUUCUUCAAUGGAAAUGUUGGGGAAUUGUGUCGGAUCAAUGGCCCUUCGAUGUACCCUUACUUGAACACCACCUACGAUGAAGACCUUAAGAAAGAUUUGUGCUGGGUGAGCAAAUGGAAUCCGACUCGAACUUUAGAGAGAGGAAUGCUUGUCUCGUUUCAAAGCCCAAAUAAUCCCGAAAGGCUGGCCAUAAAGCGCGUCAUUGCCAUCGAGGGGGAUAUCGUGCACACGCGCGCGCCGUGCCCUCUACCAACGGUGCAAGUUCCUGUCAACCAUGUCUGGGUGGAAGGGGAUAAUCGUGACAGGUCGCGGGAUAGCAACACCUACGGGCCGCUUCCCAAAAGUCUGAUCCAAGGAAAACUUACCUACAUUUUGUGGCCGUGGAAGAGCUCGGGUCCGAUACAUUGGAGGCAAUUCAAAGGAAAGACGAGAGUGAUAAGAGGCCGAAGGCAGGACGCGCCAAAUUGGGAUUAG